CAAUAGUUCAGUUGAAUUGAAUAAACUAAAAUGGAUCGAUACAAUGACGUUAAAGUCCUCCUGAAAAAGUGGGAACAAACUUUCUUUCAAACGAACAGCAGGAAGCCUACAAAGGAUGACAUUGAUAAAGCUCCAGAGGAGACACGACAACUUUAUAAAGAAUACAGAAGUCUUAAAGAAGCCAAAGAAAGCAGCAGCACAGGACAGGAGACCCACGUGAGAACCCAACAGAGUGGAUCAUCUGUUUCUGGAUGCUGGGGGUCUCAUCUGAACCGCGGUAACCUGCCUGCUGCUGUUCCAAAACUUACAUCGCAAGAUAAAGAGACUCUGAAUGCUUCGGCUCAAUAUUUUGGCAUGAAACUCAAGACCAAUCUUGGAGGUUUAACAAAGGAAAGAUCAUUCUCCUUAAAAAAAGCAACAACUCCUCAUCGAACGCCCACCAAGCCAUUAAAGGACACUGCAGACUCCAAUACGGCACAUACAGCUGUAGAAUCUUAUACACCGAAACCAGCAAACACGUGUCCAGACCCCAGUGGUCUUCCUGUGCAGACAACCAGUGCAGAUCCCUUCCCUUCGCUCACACCUUCGAAAUCCCAGUCUCCAGCUGUAGGGACCGCACACAGGAGCGUGGAGAGAGUCCAGUUCCUGAAGCAAUCCAUGACGAAGAGACUUAGCUCUGUGGACAGUGGCUGGUUAUCGCGCUGCCAGGUCUUCGAUGAGGUGGAGGAACCUCGAGAGCCUGUUGUUGGGAAUUCGGAGCUGACGGAAAAGCAGGAGUUUUUGCAACGUAGCAUUAGAAGCGAAACCACAUCGAAGGAAAGUAAAACGGCUUCGAAGACUUCAGUAGCUGAAUCCCAUCUAGAUCCAGUGGAAACUUCAAGCGGUGGUAGCGUGACGUUGGAUGCUAAACCUGGCCACCCGGGGCCUGACGGUGAACGGGUAAAUCACAGAAACGGGGCGCUUACAGCAGACCCCGAGUCCGAGGAGCCCGAAUCUGUCUCGGUCACUAAGAGAUCUAGAGCAAAGCCUAGAAAAAGUCAAGACUCAAGACCACAGGUCGAGUCCAAAAUAGGAAGGACAAAAGGUCAGAAAAGACACCGAGAAGAUGAAGAUGAGGUGGAUGAGUCUGAGGAGAAGAAGGGAGGAGUGAAAAAGAAAAGAAGAACGAAGAAAGGAGAGGCAGCUGGGGACGAUCUGCCAAAGAAAGGAGGGAGAAGGAAAGGGAAAGCAGACGCUGAAGACGCGGAGGAUCCUGUGAGCGAGAAGAAAACCAAGCAAAUCGCAAUCCCUCAGGAGAAUCUGCUGGGGGAGGUGGAUGAAGAAGAGACUCGAGCUGCUUACAGGAUGAAGAACACAGUCAGUGUCAGGUCUACCAAAAACACAGAUGGAAACUUUGUGAAGAUCAAUCUGAAGAAGAAGUCUCAUGUUAAAGGUUUUGCUCUGAGAGGAGCUGCUAUGAGGAAACAGAUGUACAUGCAGAAGUUCCAGCUGAAGGGCGAGAGGUUUGGUGGCGGGUUCGGGAGAGGACGAGGGCGGUUCGGCGGCUUCAAUCGUCAAGGAGACUCCUGCUACAAGUGCGGCGGUUCAGGACACUGGGCCCGAGACUGUCGAGGGAGAGCCCCUGCCGUGAGCGCUGCAGAACAGGAGGAAACCCCAGCAGAAGAGGAGGAGGAGUUUGAGCUGCCCACGCUUGAAGAAGUCGCCAGGGCAACCGGAACUCUGUGCUCAGAGCCUGUGGUGGCACCUUCCAACAUGGGUGUGGACACCACAGAGCAGGAGGAGCGGGGGACGGAGGUACUGCUUAACAUCAUCAGACCGGACUAUGAGCGUCCUGCCCCUCCUCCUCCCCUGGAGCCUCUGUACGCACUGAAGGAUGAUGGGAAGGUUCAGGAUGUGCCUCCAGAGGUUCAUGAAGCUCUGCGGGAUUUCGGUUACAAAUCUUUCAGGCCUGGUCAGGAGAUGGCUAUUAUGAGGAUCCUGUCAGGUCUGUCCACACUGGUGGUGUUGUCCACCGGUAUGGGGAAGUCUCUGUGCUAUCAGCUUCCGGCGUACCUGUACGCUCAGAGGUCAAAGUGCAUCACGCUGGUGGUGUCGCCUCUGGUGUCUCUGAUGGAUGAUCAGCUCUCUGGAAUCCCAUCCAAGUUAAAAGCCGCCUGUAUUCACUCCAACAUGUCUAAGAAACAGAGAGAGACAGCCAUUGAAAAGGUGAAAGCGGGUGAGGUUCACGUCCUGCUCUUGUCUCCUGAAGCUCUGGUUGGUGGGGGUCACUCUGGAUCCGGUUGUCUCCCUCCUGCAGAUCAGCUCCCCCCGGUGGCCUUCGCUUGCAUAGACGAGGCUCAUUGUGUGUCGGAAUGGUCGCACAACUUCCGUCCCUGUUACCUGCGUCUGUGCAAGGUACUCGGGGAUCGGUUGGGCGUGCGUUGUCUGCUGGGUCUCACCGCCACGGCCACUCUGUCUACAGCGCUGGACAUCGCCCGUCACCUGGACAUCAACGAUGAGGACGGGAUCGCCGUGCGCUCCGCUGCUGUCCCUCACAACCUGCAGCUGUCUGUGUCCAUGGAUCGAGAUAAAGAUCAGGCACUGGUGUCUCUGCUGAAAGGGGAGCGUUUCGGUUCUCUAGAUUCGGUCAUCGUGUACUGCACCAGACGAGAGGAGACGUCUCGCAUCGCCGCGCUCCUGCGCACCUGCAUGCAGGGUGUGAUGCUGAGAGAAUCCUCCAAACCUGCACCUGAGGACGACGACAACCCCGUGGGCAAGAAGAAGAAAGCUUUGGCCAGGAAGAAGAUCCGGAAGCCACUGAAGUGGAUCGCUGAAGCGUAUCACGCUGGGAUGUCUGCGUCGGAGAGGCGGCGCGUGCAGAAUAACUUCAUGUGCGGGGAGCUGCGCGUGGUGGUGGCCACCGUGGCUUUCGGAAUGGGUCUGGACAAAUCAGACGUGCGGGGAAUCGUCCACUACAACAUGCCCAAGAGUUUCGAGAGCUACGUGCAGGAGAUCGGCCGAGCGGGGCGUGACGGGCAGCCGGCGCACUGUCAUCUGUUUCUGGACCCAGAGGGCGCAGACCUGCACGAGCUGCGCAGACACAUCUACGCAGACACUGUUGAUUUUUAUACUGUAAAGAAACUGGUACAGAAAGUCUUCCCACCCUGUAAAUGCCGACAGAUUCAACAGAAACGUCAGGAUCUGACACAGGCUGCAGAAGUGUCUGACACUGAACUGCUUGAGAUGGAGGUCUGUGAGCAGGGAACAGAGACGCCGACAGACCAACAAGCACAAGAUGCACAAACCUCACAACAGCAGAACAGACCAAUGACAGCAGAGGAGGAGUCCAUUACAUCACAGAGAGAGGGGGAGGAGCCAGACAAGAGUGACAACGGUCUUAAAAUGAGUGACGUGUGCGUUCAGAGAGUGUGUCAUACGCAUGAGAGAGCCAUUGCCAUGCAGGAGACCGUGGAGGCUCUGGACAUCACCGAAGAGAGCGUGGAAACUCUGUUGUGUUACCUUGAACUUCAUCCUCAGCAGUGGGUGGAGCUUCUUCAUCCGACUCUCUCCGUCUGCAAGCUGCAGUGCUACGGCGGCCCGCAACAACUGCGCAAAAUCACUAAACUGUGCCCGCCUGUGGCCGUGAUGCUGGCGCGGAAGCGUUUGGCCGGUGAACGCGUGGAGUCAUGUGACUCUCUGGAGUUUGAUGUGGUGGAGCUGGCGGACACGAUGGGCUGGCAGCUUCCUCUGGUCAAGAGAGGCAUGAGGUCACUGCAGUGGGGUUCAGGUUCAUACGGAGGCACAGGACGUAGCGGCAUCCACGUGGAGUUCUCCGCUUUAUCAUUCUACUUCCGUUCUUAUGGAGACCUGACGCCAGAUGAACUGGACGCUGUGUGUGCGUUCCUGCACGGACGGGUGAUGGCUCAAGAGAGGACACAACUCUAUCAGCUCAAAGCCUGUUUUAAAGCUUUCCGCAGUGUUGCGUAUCGUAACUGCAGUGAGUGUGUGGAUGGUCUGGAUGAGAGCAGAAGUCACUUCCUGAAGGAUCUGCUGCGAGAUUAUUUUGAUAAGAGGAGAAAUCUGGACAUGAGCAAACCCUGUGAGGAUGAAGAUGACGAGGAAGAGUCCCUCAAUAAAUGCAAGAUGAGAGAAUGGGAAGCUCAGAUCUGUGCUGACAUCAGAGGAUUUCUGGCCAGCCGCAGCGAUGAGAAGUUCUCCGGUCGAGCCGUGGCCAGAAUAUUCCACGGCAUUGGAAGUCCUUGUUUUCCAGCGCAAAUAUACGGCCGUGACCGCAGAUACUGGAGAAAAUAUAUUCAGUUUGAUUUCAACGAGAUCAGACACUUGGCUACUCAAGAGAUCAUUAGAACACGCUGAUCGACGUAACAUCUAGUGGUUAUUGUUGCUGUUUGUCAUUAUUGUUUGACGUGUAUAUCAUAAUGUGUAUAUCUUAAAUGUGAUAUUAUUUUAUACACAAUAAAGUCUAUUUUGU
Molecule: messenger RNA, 4468 nt
Organism: Triplophysa rosa
Lineage: Eukaryota; Metazoa; Chordata; Actinopteri; Cypriniformes; Nemacheilidae
Gene: recql4
Product: RecQ helicase-like 4
Exons: 24
Coding region: 31-4353 (1440 amino acids)
Biological process (GO): double-strand break repair via homologous recombination; telomere maintenance; DNA replication
Cellular component (GO): chromosome; cytoplasm; nucleus
Molecular function (GO): zinc ion binding; 3'-5' DNA helicase activity; four-way junction helicase activity
Source: RefSeq, a predicted model, not a curated record